This is a messenger RNA of Nothoprocta perdicaria, 1042 nucleotides long. It is a transcript of the gene NAGK, whose product is annotated as N-acetylglucosamine kinase. The record is from RefSeq and is a predicted model, not a curated record. The transcript is spliced from 9 exons. Lineage: Eukaryota; Metazoa; Chordata; Aves; Tinamiformes; Tinamidae. The coding region runs from base 125 to 1042 and encodes 305 amino acids. Gene Ontology annotation, molecular function: N-acetylglucosamine kinase activity.
CGGGGGCACCCACUCCAAGGUGGUGCUGGUGUCCGAGGACGGCCGGGUGCUGGCCGAGGGCGACGGGCCCUGCACCAACCACUGGCUCAUCGGCACCGAGCAGUGUCUGCAGAGGAUCAACCAGAUGGUGGUGGAGGCCAAGGGCACGGCCGGCGUGGAGCCGCGCGUGCCGCUGCGCGCGCUGGGCUUGUCGCUGAGCGGCGGCGAGCAGGACGAGGCCGUGGAGAAGCUGCUGCGCGAGCUGCGGCGCCGCUUCCCCACGCUCAGCCAGAGCUACUGCAUCACCAGCGACGCCAUCGGCGCCAUGGCCACCGCCAGCCCCCACGGCGGCGUGGUGCUCAUCGCGGGCACCGGCUCCAACUGCAAGCUCAUCAACCCCGACGGCUCCGAGGUGGGCUGCGGCGGCUGGGGCCACAUGCUGGGCGACGAGGGCUCAGCCUACUGGAUCGCGCACCGCGCCGUCAAGACGGUCUUCGACAGCAUGGACAACCUGGAGGCGCCGCCGCACGACGUGGCCUAUGUCAGGCAGGCCAUGCUCGAGUACUUCGAGGUCUCCGACCGCCUGGGCCUGCUCACGCACCUCUACCGCACCUUCGACAAGUCCAAGUUCGCCGGGUUCUGCCGGCGGCUGGCGGAGGGGGCGCAGGCCGGCGACGCGCUCUGCCGCCACGUGUUCGGCGAGGCCGGCGAGCGGCUGGCGCGCCACGUGGCCGCCGUGCUGCCCCGCGCGGACCAGAGCCUCUUCGAGGGCGAGCUGGGGCUGCCCAUCCUCUGCGUGGGCUCCGUGUGGAACAGCUGGGAGCUGCUGAAGGAGGGCUUCGUGCGGGGGCUGCAGCGGGCGCAGCUGGAGCGGCCACACGGAGCCUUUGCCGCCUUCAGCCUCCUGGAGCUGCAGGGCUCGUCGGCGCUGGGCGCCGCCAGCCUGGGCGCCCGCGGCGCGGGCCGGGCGCUGCCGCUCGACUACGCGGCCAACGCGCGCGUCUUCUACAGGCACCGCUUCGAGCGGCCCGCGCCCCGCGCCGCCGCGCCCGCUCCUCAAUAA